This is a messenger RNA of Chaetomium globosum CBS 148.51, 336 nucleotides long. RefSeq lists its product as uncharacterized. Gene Ontology annotation, cellular component: RNA polymerase III complex. Gene Ontology annotation, molecular function: zinc ion binding; nucleic acid binding; DNA-directed RNA polymerase activity. Gene Ontology annotation, biological process: DNA-templated transcription; termination of RNA polymerase III transcription. The record is from RefSeq and is a predicted model, not a curated record. The coding region runs from base 1 to 336 and encodes 111 amino acids. The transcript is spliced from 3 exons. Lineage: Eukaryota; Fungi; Ascomycota; Sordariomycetes; Sordariales; Chaetomiaceae.
AUGCCCAUCCUUUUCUGUCCCUACUGCGCCAACCUGCUCAUCCUGUCGCGGAUGGACACGGGCGGCAACCGGCUCGAGUGCCGCACCUGCCCCUACCAGCACGCCAUCGAGAUGCCCAUCUACUCGCGCAAGAACUUCCCGCGCAAGGAGAAGGAGGACGUGUUUGGCGGGCCGGGCGCGUGGGACAACGCGCAGAAGGGCCGGGUGCAGUGUCCGACGCCGGAUUGUAAUGGGGACGAGGCGGCCUUCUUCCAGGUGCAGAUUCGCAGUGCGGAUGAGCCGAUGACUACGUUUUAUAAGUGUAUGACGUGUGGGCAUCGGUGGAGAGAAAACUGA